AGGUUGUACGUCUUGCCUACCAAGACUCUCGCUUCUCAAGAGAAAUCACUCAGUCCUCUGCAGUGGUGCAGGCGUGUUCUGGAUCAUCCAAGUCCUGAGAUAGAGGCUGCAAAACGUUCCCUAUGCUUUAGAUUGGAACAAGCUAGCCGAUGGCGGAACCUCUUCUCUACACCUGUCUCCUUGGCUUUUCCCUAUAGUCCUGUUGCGAGACUCACCCCAUAUACCAAUGGCUUUAAUAGUCCCAGCUUCUCUAAAACCUCCAGUAAAGCAAUACUAACACCUGAACGGACAGGUUACAUUUCUAGGAGUUCCCCUUUGAGCCCACAGUCAUCAAUAGACAGUGAACUGAGCACCUCAGAGCUGGAGGACGAUUCCAUCUCCAUGGGAUACAAGCUGCAGGACCUCACCGAUGUUCAGAUCAUGGCUCGUCUACAGGAGGAGAGCCUUAGGCAAGAUUAUGCUUCAACUUCAGCAUCUGUGUCAAGGCACAGUUCGAGCGUCUCUCUGCAUGCGGGAAAGAAAGGGACAUGCGGUGACCAGGAAUACGAUCGCUACAGUCUUGAGGACGAGGAAGAGUUUGACCACCUCCCGCCUCCGCAGCCGCGGCUGACUCGCUGCACCCCCUUCCAGAAAGGAAUUCCUCACUCACAGACUUUCUCCAGUAUCCGGGACUGCAGGAGGAGCCCGACCUCCCCGCACUUCCCAUCAAAUACUUAUCAGCAGCCCUACUACUCUCCUCAAGCCCAAACUCCAGAGCAGCAACCAAAUAGGAUUAAUGGAGAUAAACUUCGAAGAAGCAUGCCUAACCUCGCUCGGAUGCCAAGUACCCCCACCAUUAACAGUAACGCUGGCUUUGCUAGUUCUCCAGUCACUGUGAGGAACAGCCAGAGCUUUGACUCCAAUUUGCACGGAGCAAGUAAUGGGAUUUCAAGGAUGCAGUCAUGUAUUCCGUCGCCAGGACAGCUUCAACACAGAGUUCACAGUGUGGGACAUUUUCCAGUGUCUGUCAAACAGCCUCUCAAAGCUACUGCCUACGUAAGCCCAACCGUACAAGGUGGUGGUGGUAGUAACAGCAGUAGCAGUAUUCCAGUCUCCAGCAACUUGCAGUUAUAUUCUAACACUGGGAUCCCAAUGCCAAACAAGACUGCCAGUCAAGGGAUUGUAGGGCGCAGUGCUCUUCCAAGACCAUCGCUGGCCAUCAAUGGAAGUGGCAUACCCAGGAGUAAAAUUGCACAGCCAGUUCGAAGUUUUCUUCAGCCUCCAAAGCCACUUUCGUCGCUCAGCACGAUGCGGGAUGGAAACUGGAGAGACGGCUGCUAUUGAUGAAGGAUACCCAUCAACAGUGGAAAAUAAAUAAUGUGGAUUUCAUUACCCAGCUGGCUGGGUAACAAUGAUUGGGAAAGGAGGGUCAUACAGUAUUAUUUCCCCUGGGAUUUUAAUACGUAACCAUCUAUAAUGCAAUGUCAUUUUUAAAAAAUGAACAUCUUAUCAAAUACUAAAAAUUGCACUUAAUCAGUUACCUGAACAGCUGCGUUGUUAUCAGACUAACAAUGGCAGUGUUGGCAUUUGGAACUGGAGAAGGUAUUAUAUAUGUGCAAAGUACCAGAAUAUUUCCUUGGAGAGAACUAGGAGAUAAUGCUUUCCAGGCAGCUUUGCCAUACUGAAAUUCUGAGAUAAUUUAUUCAGUGUAAAGGCACCACACAUUUUAUUUUGAAUUUGGGGGGACUUAUGUAUGUGCUUGAAUUUUUUUCUAGUGUUUCCAGUACAUUUUAUUUUGUAUACCUAAGUUCAUUUAAAUUUGCCUGAACCUUGAACAACAGAGAGAUAAUUUAACUUUUCUGUGCCAUAAAUAAUAUUUUUGGGGUAAUGUACUUUUUUAGUGCUAGGAACAUAUCUUAAAAAAUGGUACCAUUGGCAAUACAAAGCAGUAUAUUUAUGUUGCAGAAGCACAAAAAAAAAGUAGCAUUCACUGGAAAUUGCCAUCCAGCUGGGUCAGCAUGGUUUUGUUGGUCUUUCACCGUUUGUUCAAUUGUUAAUUUAUUGUCAUAGUGUCUUGUACUUAAAAUGGCAGCAUAAGUCACAUUGCACUUACAAAGAUACAGUGUUCUCUAAAACUACAGUUGGUUUUCUGUACUUUAUUACAAAGAAUAAAAUUGUAACAUUUUAUUAACAAUUACUUAUGGAAAAUGAGGUUUUAAUGCGAAUAAAUCUUUUUGAUAGAUCUUUUACAAAAUCCAGUUGCACUAAUCAAUGCUUUCUUAUAAUGGCAUAUGACUUAAUAUUUGAUUACAACUGUGUAUACUGCUGUUUUGGAAUGUUUCAGAAAUAAAGAAUCUAUUUCGGCAA
This is a messenger RNA of Charadrius vociferus (killdeer), 2346 nucleotides long. It is a transcript of the gene SLAIN1, whose product is annotated as SLAIN motif family, member 1. The transcript is spliced from 7 exons. NCBI's taxonomy places the organism in Eukaryota, Metazoa, Chordata, Aves, Charadriiformes, Charadriidae. Gene Ontology annotation, biological process: microtubule nucleation; cytoplasmic microtubule organization; positive regulation of microtubule polymerization. Bases 382 to 1323 code for a protein of 313 amino acids. The record is from RefSeq and is a predicted model, not a curated record. Gene Ontology annotation, cellular component: microtubule plus-end.